AUGGAAUACGCUGCGAAGAUUGACCCAGCACUUGGGACUGAUGACUACGUUCGUCGUGCAUCGGAUUUGCAAGAAACAUCUACGCGUCAUCCAGCGCUGAAAUUCUCAGGCACCUCGAAAUUAAUAGUUAAGCCUCGACAUCCAGUCAGUCCGGUUGCCUUCAAUGUCCACACUCUGAAACAGCAGGAUCACAAGCUACUCUUGCUCUCACACUGGACUCGCUUGGCUCUGAUGUGUGCUGUUUCUCAGGAACGAGAAUCGAGGAUGCAAGCACAUUGGUUGAGCUAA
This is a messenger RNA of Opisthorchis viverrini, 288 nucleotides long. RefSeq lists its product as hypothetical. NCBI's taxonomy places the organism in Eukaryota, Metazoa, Platyhelminthes, Trematoda, Opisthorchiida, Opisthorchiidae. The coding region runs from base 1 to 288 and encodes 95 amino acids. The transcript has 2 exons. The record is from RefSeq and is a predicted model, not a curated record.